AUGGAUGAUACGACUUCCGACGCAGCUCUGCCCGAUGCAGCGGCAAGCAGCACCCCAGUGGCCAUCGACGAACCCUCGACCGGGGAGCCAGCUAUAAAGUCCGAGAACAACCUGCAGGCAGGUUCAACGCAACAUACGUCUCCUGGACCGACAUUACAAUCUAUCGCCGACAAAGCUCUCGACUUCCUCUCGCACGCCUCGAACGAAACACUGGGUGCUUGCCUUGUCGGACUGGGAGCGAGCACGUACCUCGUACUAGGCAGGGUCGGCUUGGUCAUAAUCGGUGUCGCCGGUGGUGUGGUUCUGCAUGCAACAUGGGAGGGCAUUCGUGGCGACAACCGGGAUGUUCAAGUUAAGAAGGUAGAGCAAGAUCGAAGGCGAGAAGUGGGCGUUGAGGUGGCCAGAAGGGUGCUGGAGUGGAGAGAUGGCAGCAAGACAGAGGAAUCCGCGGCGGCCGAAAAGGUGUACGCAAGUCAGGCAUUGGACUAUUCAGGCUUUGGACCAGAGACAUCAGUUGCGCUUGAAAGGUUCACCGACGCUGUGAUCAAGGACUACGUCCACUACUGGUACGAUGCAACGAUUCCAGGCGAGCAAAGCUUUCCAGCAGCAAGUCGACGGACCUUUACGGCUUUCGUGCUUUCGCUUUCAAGUCACCUGGGACGCAAGCGACCCGCUGACACGUUUCUUGACUUUUCUGCCAACGCCAGCUCGAUCAUUAUCGUGCUGCUCAACGAGCUUUCUGUUGCUCUCAAUGCUUCGCCGAACAGUCCUGCCGAAGAAGCCAUCUUGACCUAUCUGGAAAUGAAGCCGGACUGCAGUCUGUCGUACAUGUUGGACGAAGAGGCUCAAAAGAGGAAAUUGAGGGAGUCGUCGGAAGAGAUUCUCCAGGCCUAUCUCGACCCGAAGUCCUACAACUGUCCACCAGUGCAUGCCUUCCUGAAAGAGGUGUUUGCACAACUCAUCCUUGGGUCUACAGUGACUCUGUGCUCAAGACCAGAAUGGAUUAACGAGUGGAUCGUGUACGCGCUUGAGGAGUCGGAAACAGCAAAGGAGGUCAUGGAUAUCGUAGAUGCAGGGGUGGAGGGCAGGACUAGCAGUCCCAAAGCUGAGGCCAACGGCACCCAGCAUGAAAAAGCAGAGAGCGGACAAAUAACUACGCACGGAGGGCCUGAGAGUGUAGCGCAUAAGAGGAAGGUCAGUCGAGCGGAGGAAGCCAUGGACGAAGCUAUGAGGGAAGCUCAGAGGCUCACUCAAAUGAUGAUCGAGGAAGAUCGCCGAAGAGCUUUGGAGGAGAGCAGCAGCCGAGAACUGCCAUCAGUCGCGGAAAGCGCAUCAGAAAUAGCAACCCCAGGCGUACCAACACCGACGUCAAGCCAAAGCGACCUGAAUCAGCAUUCGGAGGUCACCUCCGUCGUGGAGAGUCCCAUCGAAGCGGAACAGAAAUCAGCUGAGCCCGGCUCGCAAUUUACCAGCUUUGAUCAGCUCGGCUCAUCACAACAGGCGACAGCACAUGCAGACGCUUCGGAGCGGGCGCGCCCACAACUCACCCUGCUCGAUGCCAACAUUUCCAUCUUCGACGACAGCGUUCCUGGUGAACGCGGAACUAUCAAGUCAAAACCAACGGGCGACUAUCUGGUACAGAUUGAACCAGCCAACUCGUUCUUCCCUGGGUGGAUGAUUGCACGGAAAUAUGCAGACUUCGAGACUCUGCACGAAGUCAUCAGACGGAUCUCUGUCAUCACCGGAGUGCGUUUCACAGAGACUCAUGCAGAGCUGCCGAAGUGGAAAUCGACCACCAAAGCAUCGCUCCGGACUGACUUGGAGCGAUACUUGAAUGAUGCUGUAAAAUACCAGCCCUUGUCUGAGAGCGAAGGCAUGAAGCGGUUCCUGGAAAAGGAUAGAGGGCUUACCAAAUCGCCCGGCGGUGCUGUCAAAGGAUUCGGCUGGCCAACGCCCGAUGCAUUUGGUAAGCUAGGAGGAGACAUGAUGAAUGUGCUCACGAAAGCGCCGAAGCAAGUGGCCGGCGGCGGCAAAGCUGUGUUCGGAGGCGUCGCCGGACUUGUCGGUGCUGCAGGGAAAAGGCCGAGUCAAUCGCACUCAAGUCCGAGCAGAAAUAGCACCGUCGCAAGCAACGAAGAAUCUAUGUCAUCAAGGCACAAGUCGAAGCCGAGCGCAUUCCAACAGCCUAUGAUGACCGACAGCUAUCUUGGCUCGUUGGGCGAUGACAGGGAGAGCACCGAGUCGCUUCGUGAGCCUUCACUGCCACCGAGGCCACGUCGCGAGAGUGGGUCUACGAUUGCCAGCAUGGAUGCAAGGCACAAGGCUAGCCCAUCAGUCAGCAGGCCCGGCAGUAUUAUCAGUCAGCGCGAGCCACCGAGGUCUGUAGAGGCGUCGCCCAGAGUCUCGACGACACAACUGCCUUCGGCGGAUGCGAGGCUUGAGGAAACCAUCAAUCUGCCACCGCCGCCUUCGGAAAUGCCGCCGGACUAUGCCUUCCCUGCGACUCCAGGAAGGAAUAGCAUCGAGACUUCUCGGUCCUCCGUGGCAGACCCCCGCAUGUCGCAGUCUAUCGAGCUCGACAGGUCCUCGACCUCAGCCGAACAAGGCUCAGACAAUGCCACUGCGAAGUCCGAGACCAUGCAGAAGAAACCGCUGAGUGAUCGCGAGACAUCUGUGGCAGUGGAGCUGAUGUUCGCCGUCAUCUCAGAGCUUUACACUCUAUCUGGUGCCUGGCAAAUCCGGCGCACUCUCCUCACCGCGGCCAAGACGUUCCUUUUGCGACCCGGAAAUCCCCAAUUAGCUUCGAUCAAAGAGCUGAUCCAGUCAUCUCUUCUCGAUGCGAACUUUAGCGACGCGGGCGUUGCUCAUCAUAUCUAUAAGAUGCGGGAGAAUGGGUUGCCGACCGCAGAGGAAUUGGAAGUUCGGAAUCGCGAUUAUCCAGAGAAGACUCACGAGCAGAAGGAAGAGCUGCGAAUCAAAGCGCGGAGGCUCUUGGUGACCAAGGGCAUGCCGCAAGCACUGACCAGCGUCAUGGGCGCUGCCGCUAGCGGAGAGGCGCUCGGCAAAGUGUUCGAUUGUUUGCAGGUCCCUGGCGUCAGUCGCGGCCUCAUUUUUGGACUCAUGUUACAGGCUUUGAGGGUGAUAACGGACUGA
Molecule: messenger RNA, 3153 nt
Organism: Zymoseptoria tritici IPO323
Lineage: Eukaryota; Fungi; Ascomycota; Dothideomycetes; Mycosphaerellales; Mycosphaerellaceae
Exons: 1
Coding region: 1-3153 (1050 amino acids)
Cellular component (GO): intracellular membrane-bounded organelle
Molecular function (GO): phosphatidylinositol binding
Source: RefSeq, a predicted model, not a curated record